Messenger RNA from Bicyclus anynana (squinting bush brown), 1023 nucleotides. RefSeq names its product cytochrome P450 4C1-like. The transcript has 6 exons. Lineage: Eukaryota; Metazoa; Arthropoda; Insecta; Lepidoptera; Nymphalidae. The annotation marks the transcript as partial. The record is from RefSeq and is a predicted model, not a curated record. Gene Ontology annotation, molecular function: monooxygenase activity; oxidoreductase activity, acting on paired donors, with incorporation or reduction of molecular oxygen; iron ion binding.
AGUUCUCAUCAAUACAAAUUUAUCAAGUCCAAACACAAGGUAGCUACUGUGAACCGUCGAGGAGUUCUCUUCACUGUUCCUCGUCUUCAUCAACAGACCCUUAAUACAGUCACAAUCCAUCUAGGUGAGGAAACAUUCAAGAGGAUCACCGCUUUGCCGAACGAAUAUGGCGGACGGGUGGUCCUCACGGCGUUCGGACGAUAUAUACUGCACACUUACAACGUAGAGGAUAUUGAGAUUGUCCUGUCACAUUCGAGGAAUAUAAAGAAGGGCAUGGCAUACAGCUUCAUGGAGCCAUGGCUCGGUACAGGCCUGCUUAUCAGUACAGGCAACAAAUGGCAUAGACGCAGGAAGAUAUUGACUCCAGCGUUCCACUUCGACAUCCUGAAGAGUUUCCUGAAGGUCUUCGAGGAGCAGAGCAAGAGCCUGGUGGAAGGACUACGACAACUCAACAAGGGAGGCACCGACGUUGUCGAUGUCAUACCUUUUAUAAGCGAUUACAUGCUGUAUGCUAUUUGUGAAACUGCUAUGGGAAUCAAAUUGGAUUCAGACACAUCAGAAACCAAAAUAGAGUAUAAAAAAGCGAUUUUAGACAUCGGAUCAAUCGUUAUGCAGAGGCUCACGACUAUAUACCUCCACAACGACAUAAUCUUCAAUUUGCAUCCCUUGGGCAGAAGGUUUGCCAAAUGUUUGGACAAAGUGCAUUCGUUUGCCGACAACGUUAUCAUGGAGAGAAAAAAAGCGUACGGUACAGAGCAGAAUGGUGGGAGUAAACGGAGAUUGGCGCUGCUUGAUCUUCUGUUAGAAGCUGAGAGGAAAGGAGAAAUAGAUUUGGAAGGUAUUCGAGAAGAAGUCAAUACGUUUAUGUUUGAAGGACAUGACACCACCGCGAUAGCGCUGUCGUUUGGAAUAAUGCUUCUAGCUGAUCAUGAAGAAGUACAGGUAAAACUUUUAUCUUGUUUUUUGUUUAUUUUCUUUAUAAUUUGGCUUAGCAUUACGCACCGGUAAUAGAGUACAUGCAUU